UGUUAUUUGAACAAUUGAAAUCUGGAAUGGUUUAAAAAAUCCUUCAGUCGUAAAUGUUCAUUAAAUUAAUGAGAGCUUAAAAUUGUCAAUAAUUUAUUUACUCUUUAGUUGGACUUGUUGGCUCGUGACAUUUAAUUCGUUAUCGUUAUCUACUUGCUGAUCACAACCACGGAUCAGAAAACACCGUCGAAGUCGAAGAAAUCUCAAAAUUAAUUCUCAUAUUGGAAAUUUUGAAUAUUGGUUACGGAAUAAAAUAUAAACAAUACGUCAUAUAAAUUGAACUUAUGAUCAAGAUAUUAGGCUAAGCACAAUGGAUCAUUUACAACAAGGUUGGUUUACUGAGUCUGAAACAUGGCCAGGUGCUGGACUUUCAUUACAAGUAGACAAGGUGCUUCAUAAAGAAAAAUCCCAGUAUCAAGAUAUUAUGAUAUUGCAAACCAAAUCGUUUGGAAAAGCUUUGAUAUUGGAUAAUAUAAUCCAAUGUACAGAGUUUGAUGAGUUUUCAUACCAAGAAAUGAUAAGUUUUUUACCACUUUGUAGCCAUCCUAAUCCAGAAAGAGUUCUGGUAGUGGGUGGUGGUGAUGGUGGUGUUGCACGUGAAGCUGUUAAGCAUCCUAAAGUUCUUAGUGUUGAUGUUGUUGAAAUUGAUGAACGAGUAGUGAAACUUUCAGAACAAUAUUUACCAUUUAUGGCUUGUGGAUUUAAACACGACAAGGUUACACUGCAUAUUGAAGAUGGGUUUGAGUUUAUGCAAAACAAUGUCCAACGAUUUGACAUCAUUAUUACAGACUCUUCAGACCCUGUUGGCCCAAAUGAGUCAUUAUUUCAGAAAACUUAUAUUGAAUCAUUGAAAAGAUCUUUAAAACCUGGUGGUAUUAUAUGUUCCCAAGUUGGAUCAAUUUGGAUUAAAGAAGAUCAGGAUACAAUGACCAGAUUGUCUAAAGACUGUUCAGCUAACUUUAAAAAGGUCACUCUAGCCACCAUAUCUAUUCCAUCUUAUCCGACUGGAAACAUCAGUUUCAUUUUAGCUACAGACAAUGAGUUAGUAAAUUUCAAAGUACCAGCAUAUAGUUUUACACUUGAAGAACUAAAUAAACACAAACUCAAGCAUUACUCACCAGAUGUACAUUCUUCUUCAUUUAGUAUUCCUAGAUUUGCUCGUAUGAUUAUUCCACAUAUUAAUUGUUAAUAUUGUUUUAUUUUUUCAAUAUUACCACAUUUAUAGACUUAAUUUUGUGUAAUGCUACUUUAUUGUUAUGCUUGCAAUUAAAUCACCUAUUAAAGUAAUUUAAUAUUUAUUGUACAACAUUAAAGUAUUAAAUUAUAGGAGCUUUUAGUUUUUUUAAUUGCAUUGUUAUUCUA
Messenger RNA from Diuraphis noxia (Russian wheat aphid), 1362 nucleotides. Its product is annotated as spermidine synthase-like. The record is from RefSeq and is a predicted model, not a curated record. Lineage: Eukaryota; Metazoa; Arthropoda; Insecta; Hemiptera; Aphididae. Gene Ontology annotation, biological process: spermidine biosynthetic process. Gene Ontology annotation, molecular function: spermidine synthase activity. Gene Ontology annotation, cellular component: cytosol.